CUAAAUAAUAAAGAAGAUAACGAUUCUACCAAAACCUUUUACGAAACUACAGAAAACGAAUUGACGGAUGAAAAUGAAAGUGCUCAAUCUAAUAACAUAAAAUUUACUAAUAAAAAAAGUGAUGAGAAUCAUAGGGAAACUUAUUAUAAUAAGUUGUUAAAGGAAGAAUAUAAUUGCUAUGAUUAUAUUGAAAGAAAAAAAAAUGGAAAUAAUAUUUUUUGUUUUAGUGAUUAUGAAGAUGAUAAUAAUUUAACAUCUUAUAAUGUUCUACAUAAAAUUCAUAACAAUAUUAAAAUUAAGAGAAAGAAUGGUCGAAGUAAAAGUAUGCCAAAUAUUAAUGACAAGUUUUUAUAUUUUUUUUCUAAGAAUAAUCGAAAUGAUAAGGUAGAAAGCGAUAGCACGAUAGAUAACAUGAAUGAAAAGAAAAGUAUAGAAAAAAAGAAGACUAAAAAAAAUGUAAAAAGGAAAAUUAAUUUUGUUCGAUAUAAGUCAUCAGGUGGAAUGUAUUAUUAUACACAAUAUGACAAUAACAAUAAUAAUAAUAAUAACAAUAAUAAUAAUAAUAAUAAUAAUAAUAAUAAUAAUAAUAACAAAUAUGAAGAUAUCCUAAGAAGUGAUGAUAAUAAUGAUAAUUUUAGUAGUAGUGACACCUUGUGUGUGGAUAAUGUUUUUUCUAUGUAUCUUUUGAAUAAUUAUGUAGAUAGAAGUAAAACACCAAUCGUCCGAUUUUAUUUUGAUAAGUUAUUUUAUAAAUAUUUGUGUUUAUCAAGUGUUAUGCAUAUAGAUCAUAUUAAUAAUAAAUGUAAUAGUAAUAAAUAUUAUAAUAAUAUAAGCCAUACUAAUAGUCUUAAUAAUAAUAAUAUUAAUUGUAGUGAAUAUUAUAAUUUUUGGAAUUUUAACUACCUUCCAAAUCAUCCAUGUAACAACAAUAGUAAUUUCUUAGAUGAAAGUAAUUUACCCAAAAUAGGUUAUAUAUCACACUAUGAAGUUAAACAUAAUUUUAUUAAAUAUAAGAAAAAGGAUGAUGAAGAUUUUACAAAUUUUUAUAGUGAAAAAAUUUUAUAUAACACUGAUAAUUGUUCCCAAGAUAUAUUAUAUAAGAACUCAAAUAUUGAUGAUACUUCUAUAAGUCCUAAUGAUAAAAAAAAUAAAAAAAGUUUUAAUAACAAUUAUUUAUAUGAUGAUUUCAAUGUUAUAAAUCAUUCAGAUAUUAAUCAUAAUUAUUAUAAAAGCGGGAACCCAUUUUAUUCUUUAUAUAUGAAAGGAAAUUCCUCACAAGAUGUGAACAAUAAAAUAAAUACAUUCGAAAAUAAUAAUGGUAAUAUGAAUGGUAAUAUGAAUGGUAAUAUGAAUGGUAAUAAGAAUGGUAAUAUGAAUGGUAAUAUGAAUGGUAAUAUGAAUGGUAAUAAUAAUGGUAAUAUGAAUGGUAAUAAUAAUGGUAAUAUGAAUGGUAAUCAAAUUAAUGUUUAUACUAUGAGAGUCAAUAAUAAAAUUUCGGAUCACCAGACCACUUGUAAAAACAACACUGUUUAUAUUGAAAAAGACAUAAAAUGUGUAAACAAUUUAUUUCAUAAUAAAGAGAAACAUUUUAAUUAUUAUCCACACCGUGACAGAAUUUUUAAUAUUAUUAUUGAUGAAUAUGUUAUAAGCAUGGAGAGCGAUUUGUUAUGUUGUUAUAUAGGUAAUAAAUAUAACAAUAUAUUGAUAAGAUCAAAAAGUAAUCCAAACGGAAAGAGUGAAUAUAACAUUGAUGAAAAUAUAAUAUAUUCGACAUAUACUACACAUAUUAUUGAAAAUAAUAAUAGGAAUAAUGAAGAGGGAUCGAAUAAUAAUAUAAAUACUUCAAAUGUAAAUAUGGAAAAUAAUAAUAUUGGUGAAUAUCAUCAAGAUAAUCAUAGUAGAAAUACAACAAAUACAAAUAUAACAAAAGAUCAACAAACACUUUUACAUUUAAAUUCAAGAGAUUUAUCUAUGAAAAAAAAAUAUCAACAUAAAAAAUUUAUUAAUAUGUUUUCUAAAGAUUUUUAUUCAAAAGGAUUAUUCCAAUAUUUAAAUGCUGAUUUUAUUUUGAAUGAUGAUAAAAUAAAAUAUAUUAUACCAUUUUUUUCAAAUCAUAACAAAAUUAAUAUAUUUAAAAAAAACAUUGAUAGUAAUCAUAUGUAUUUAUAUAAUUAUCUAAUGUUCUAUUUUUAUUUAAAUAAAGACAAAAUAUUAAAUAAAUGGAAGUGCUCACAAAAUUUAUAUGAAGAAUUCCUAAUAAAAGAAAAACAUAAAUAUUAUAAAUUUAUAAAGGGAAAAAAAUAUACAUCCUCUAUUAAAAGUAGGGAUGACCAAGGAGUUAAAAUUAUAUCUAUAUGA
Molecule: messenger RNA, 2358 nt
Organism: Plasmodium reichenowi
Lineage: Eukaryota; Apicomplexa; Aconoidasida; Haemosporida; Plasmodiidae
Product: OTU-like cysteine protease, putative
Exons: 1
Biological process (GO): protein deubiquitination
Molecular function (GO): cysteine-type deubiquitinase activity
Source: RefSeq, a predicted model, not a curated record